CACUUUCUAAACUCCCUCCAUAUUUCCCAAAACUCAACCCUUAAACCCCCAAACCAAACCUCACUCUCUCUCUCUCUCUCUCUCUCUCUCAUUCAUGGCUUUCCUUCAAAAUCACUUCCCACUCCAUCUAUGCCUUCUGGGUUUCCUAACCCUUCUCUAUCUCCCCUCUUUUCUCUCCUCCUCAAUCCACGACCUCCUCAGAAGCAAAGGCUUGCCGGCGGGUCUCCUCCCGAAGGAGGUCAAGUCCUACACUCUCUCCGACGCCGGACUUCUCGAGGUCUACCUUGACGGACCAUGUUUAGCCAAGUUCGAUACCAUGGCUUGCUACGACAGCGUUGUCAGGGCUAACCUCACCUACCGGAGUCUCACCGGCGUUGAGGGUCUCUCUCAGGAAGAGCUCUUUCUCUGGUUCCCUGUCAAAGACAUCAUCGUUGAUGAUCCCAAAUCUGGGUUGAUACUUUUCGACAUUGGACUCGCUCAUAAACAGCUUUCUCUCUCGCUUUUUGAAGAUCCACCUGAUUGCAGACCUGAUCAAGGUGUAUUAUUGAACAAGAUUACAAGGAAAGAGAAAGGAUUUGAAGCUCAAAGAUAGAAGAUGCUAAUCUUGAAUUAUCUUGAAUAGUUACUUGUUUUCUUGAUAUAUAUAUAUAGGGAGGUAGAAUUGUAAAGAUGCUGGAAUUUUCGAAUCUCCUAAUCAAAUUAGAAGUGUUAGUCUUCUAACUUCUUUUCAA
This is a messenger RNA of Camellia sinensis, 731 nucleotides long. RefSeq lists its product as uncharacterized. The record is from RefSeq and is a predicted model, not a curated record. NCBI's taxonomy places the organism in Eukaryota, Viridiplantae, Streptophyta, Magnoliopsida, Ericales, Theaceae.